GCAUUAAAAAUCACGAGUGGUCGAGAGAAGCUCACAAAGGAGGACACAUUUGUUACUUAUCUGGAGAUAAAAUAGGUAGGACUCAGACGUUUUGUGUUUUCCAGUAACUACACAGCAGCAGCAGCUGAGAGGCACCGCGUUACCGUCAGGUUUGGACAGUGAACUCAUGGCGGUGGCGGUCUCCAGGGAUCUGACAGUGCAGGUGCUGGAGGAUGUGAAUGCUGUCAAGCUGACUGACAGACAGCAGGCCCUGCGUGCUGCUAUCCAGAGAGGAGAGCCCAAAUGUCUGGGGGUGAGUCAGGUGAUGCUGGGGCUGAUGGUCAUGUCCUACUCCAUUCCUCUGCACUUCACUGAGCUCACAGAGGUCGUCAGUCUGGGGGUUCCCUGGUGGAGCGGCCUGAUGUUCAUCGCUGCAGGAGUGGUGGCUAUCAUCCUGGACAAACACUGCACCAUGAAGAUUCUGCAGGUGUGUCUGAUGGUGAGCGUGGCGUCCACUGUGCUGUCAGUGGUAGCUGUGAUCAUCUACUCUGUGGAUAUGGAGAAGAAUCCUGAGGUGCCCUGCGUCAAGACGAUACACGGCAACUGCAACGACAAACACUACGCCACGAGGCUGAGCAGAGGAGUGAAGUCGUCCCUCCUUCUCUUCACUCUGGCCCAGACAGCCAUCUCUGCCGUCGUCUGCUUCCUCCUCUUCAGACAGAGACACAGCUUUGGACAGUACGCUUCUCUCACUCAAGGUGCUCCAUCUACCCCUCAAACACUCACCCCCCCUGACCUGAACUGAUCAAUCAGUGGACCAGUAAAGGAGAUGGAUCACUUCCAAUCAAGAUGAUUGAUUGGCUGUCGUUACGAUGGUGAUGUAUCACCUGCUGUUCAAACUGAAUUUGUCUAUCUCUAACUUUUUUUUUUUUAUCAAGACCUGAAUAUUAGAUUAUUGGUAAACUUCAGCCAAAUGAUUCAAAACUUAUAAAUAACAGAACUGCAGCUGAAGAAAGAAAAGCAGGACUGUGUGAUUUCAUUCAAUGGUUCAAAUGUAUGAUGAAAUGAAAAAAGACAUUUUGCAGCAUGAAGCGAUCGUACUCUCCUGUGGUAAAACAUAACCCUGACUAUUAUAGCUAACUCUCUGGGUGGUACAGGAUGCAAAGUGCAGCCAUGCAUGUAUGUGUGUGUGUGUGUGUGUGUGUGUGUGUGUGUGGGCCUUUUUGUAGCUGCAGCUCACAGUGAACCUGGGCCACACAUUACUUAAAAUAACUCAAACUUACAUUAUAGUUACAUAAAAGUGUCAAGGUCACCUGUGUGUAAUCAAGAUGAGAUAAGUGAUUUUAGGUCAAAUACACCCAAGUGUAACAUUGGUGUGUUUCACUGCUUAUAACUGGUGAAAAUGAUAUACUGGCUGGAAGGCAUUCUGGACACUCUCAGACACAGUGGUCAAAGGUUUAAACACUGCAUCAUACUGAAUCUGAUACAGUCUGUGAGACAGCUGAUCUAUUUUACAUCAAGACAGUGAGCCCAAUAUAACUCCAAGGCUACACAGGAGUGCUUUCAAAUGGCACAAAACAAUCUAACUCAGGGGUCAUUCACCAGCUGUGCUUACAGCUACAACACAUGGUCCUCAUCAGUCCUGUGCUCCACCUCCAUCAGAUGGAGUUUGCAGUGGUUCAGCUGUGUCAGCAGCCUCUGAUGAGGACUAUGUGAUUCAGAUGAAAGCCCAGACCACCAGUCAAGAAUCAGUUGCAGGUUGUUCACGCACUGUCUCCAUCAACAUGUGAGCAGAUGUUUAAAAAUCAAUGGACAAAAUACAAAACUGAUACAGACUCAUAGACUCAGUUCUGCUACUUCCACAAGAAGUGCUUACUCUAAAUAUUGACUUGAAUGAGAGGAAUAAUUUGUCUUGACCAGAACUGCACCAGUGGUUCACCAAAGGUACUGCAGUGCACAGAGAGUCACCACAACACCAAACUAACAUGGGUUCAGUGCAUGUGAAGAAGAAACCUGCACUUUGCUCCAUGAGUCCACACAGACAGAAAGCCCUCUCACUCGUCUCCUAUUGAUCUGUAAAUGUUUUCAUGCUGUAGUUUGCAGUUUUGGAACAAAUGUGUGUUUGGUACGGUGUAUACAGUACGGUGCACUAUUUUUAUAUUUCUAGACAUUGUUUACACAGUGUUAUACAUGUUCAUCCAUGUUGUACUAACUCUGAUAUAGUUUUGUUUAUUUUACACAAAAUAAAAUCAUAUAUACAUA
Molecule: messenger RNA, 2241 nt
Organism: Lates calcarifer (barramundi perch)
Lineage: Eukaryota; Metazoa; Chordata; Actinopteri; Centropomidae
Product: protein FAM189B
Exons: 7
Coding region: 167-784 (205 amino acids)
Cellular component (GO): membrane
Source: RefSeq, a predicted model, not a curated record